AUGUUUUAUGGUUCAGUUACUACUAGAAAAUUAGAAUUUUAUUAGGCCUAACUUCUUGCAUCGUCAUACAUGCUUAAAUAUUAAACCAUUAUUUUAUUUAAGUAUUAAAAAAAAUAUGUAAAAUCCAUUAAAUCAAGAAGUAAGAAUUUUAAAUAAGUCUAAUAGCAAUUUAUAUUAAUAGAAAAAAUUAAUGGAGAAUUAUGUAUUGGAACUCAAUAACCAGUUAUUCCUAAUGUAAUCCUGUCAUUAUAGUAGAGAUUAUAGUUACUUGUUAUUAAUGUUAAAAAAAAAAUUAAUGUUCUGCUAGAGCUUAAUUCAUGAAAUGUGGGUCUUGUUCUUAAGUAAAUAAAGUUUUUGAUCCAGAUCCAUUAGUAAUUUAUCGAUUAGUAUUUUUUUAGUUUUACAUCGAUGUUUAUUGUUAGAAUUGCUCUAAAAGAAUUAAAAUACCAAAAAAUGGAAGUGUUUAUAAAUGUCCAUUCUGUUUUACUCUAAAUAAAAAAAUGAAUAGAUGA
Paramecium sonneborni is the source of this 512-nucleotide messenger RNA. Lineage: Eukaryota; Ciliophora; Oligohymenophorea; Peniculida; Parameciidae. The record is from the annotation of a GenBank genome assembly.